UGUGCUGUCUCAUCUUCUAAAUAAGGACCAACCAAAGUUUCAUCAGUUUGUGAGGACACGUCUGGAGUGAGAGGUUCCUUACUGAUCACAUCCACAAUGUUUACACUGAUGUGUAUAUGCGCGACUCUUGUCACAUCCCUUUAUGGGGACAGUCCCGAGACUAUCAGCUAUACGGACGUUCUUCUUACAGCCCACUCCUCACAGGAACGGACCCGGCACAAGGAUUUCUACUAUGCGACAAUAAAGGAACUGGCUCGUUCGAUAAACCCUGAUCGACUGCCACAGCUUGGUGAAUACCUUCAGGAUGAGGAUGUGCCUGUGACAAAUCUGCUUCAAGUAAACGCCGACCCAGGGAACGAGACAGAGAAGGUGCCCUCUGACCUAUGUUCGAACCACACCGGGCUAAUCCUGACCCAGGCGGCCGCUGGAGAUGACUGGGCAAUGGCCAUGUUGGACGCCGCAGCUAAGCCCGACAGCAACAUCAUGGGCGGUCAGCUGAUGUGGGUGGGGUCCUACAGAGAGUGCAUCAAAACACGGGCGAAGGUGUACCCGGGGCUCCAGAAUGAGACCGAGGCUGAGCAACUGUUUGAAGGUCAAUACUGCAUGGCCUUCCUGCCUCUCACCCCCGGGCCAGUACAGCCCCAGGCGUUCGGCGCGUCGACUCCUGGAAUCAAGAUAGGCGUCUGUUUCCCCAGCUCCUGUUCAGGCGCCGAUGUCACAGCCCUCCUCAAUGCAGCGCUGGAAACCACCAACAUCACUUUCCGGGUGGCGGCGUCCACCUGCCAGGAGAAGAAACAAGAAUACACCGACACUGCCAUCAUUGUUCUGUUGGUGCUGUCGCUGUUUGUGGCGGUGAUGCUGAUGGCCACGAUGUAUGACAUCAUGUGGGUGCAGAUGCCGAAGUGGGAGAAGGAGAAGCAAAGAUCAGCUGAGGAUGUCAAGUCUACGGUCAACAUCAAGGACGUCUCACAGUCCACAGAGCAGACGCCUUUAUUGAUGGACAAGGAUGCGGCGCGGGUGUCUCGGUCCACGGGUGUUGCGCCGCAGAUGUUGCUGUCGUUCUCCGUGUAUUCCAACACCGUCAAGUUGUUGUCCGUGACACAACCCCCCGGGUCCAUCUCCUGCAUCCACGGCAUCAGGUUCUUCAGCAUGACGUGGGUCAUACUUGGACACUCCCUGGCCUUCGCUAUGUCAGCUGCACAGAACAUGGCUGACUACUCGGCCAGGUCUACAAAACACUGGACGUUCCAAGCCAUCAGUAACGCCACCGUCUCCGUAGACUCCUUCUUCACUCUCAGCGGUCUGCUGGUGUCGUACCUCGUGCUGAAGGAGCUGUCCCGCAACAACGGCAAAAUCAACUGGUUGAUGUUCUUCUUCCACAGAUUCUGGAGGCUGACCCCCGUCUACAUGCUGGUCAUCAUGGUGUACGUCCCGCUGUUCCGCUACUGGGGGGAGGGGCCCUUCUGGCCUCAGGGGGGCAUUGAACCCACCAACUGCGAGUACUGGUGGACCAACCUCCUCUACAUCAACAACCUCGUCAACACAGACAAAAUGUGCAUGGGUUGGUCCUGGUAUCUGGCGAACGACAUGCAGUUCUACAUCCUCAGCCCCCUAAUCUUCAUGCCGUUCUUCUAUUCGUGGAAGGCGGGGACUGCCUCAGCGAUGACGUUCCUGCUGACGACGUUCAUCGCCUCCGGUGUCAUCUCCAAAGAGAACGCCUUCCCGGCCAGCAUGAUGAGCAACCCUCUGAAGACUAUGGACUUUAUGCUGAAAUACUACAUGAAACCAUACACCCGUAUAGGGCCCUACAUUGUCGGCCUGUGGGUCGGCUACCUGCUCUACAAGACUGACUGCAAGUAUAAAAUGUCCAAGACUGUCACCUUGUUAGGAUGGGCUAUAGCAUCGGCUGUCGCCCUUGCUGUGUUGUAUGGCCUUUACGACGACGCCAACGGCCACCACCUCACCGUCGACGCGGCCGCUUUCUACAACGCCGUCCACAGGACUGCUUGGGGAGCGUGUGUAGCGUGGGUGGUGUUCGCAUGUGCAACCGGGAAUGGAGGUUUCGUCAACACCCUGCUGUCCUGGCGUGCCAUCAUACCUCUCAGUCGCCUCACCUACACCGGCUACCUCGUCCACCCCAUCGUCAUGUACGUCUACUACUUCGGACGGGAACAGCUCUAUGUCUUCUCCACAGUAGAUGUGAUAUGGACCUUCUUUGGAAAUUUAGUGGCUGCAUACAUAAUAGCAUAUGUGACAUCUCUUGCAUUUGAGGCGCCGAUGAUGGGGCUUGAGAAGAUCCUGCUCAAAAGGAAGAAAUCUUAGCACAUCUCUCCAUCCUUCUCUUCACAAGAUUACAGCCAUGAAAGCAGACAAACCUAAUGCCAUCUGGACCACAAAUACAAUUUAUUUCCAAUUUCCUGACAUUAGGCGGAAUGUCUCCAUAUGUUUAUAGAGAGACAUUUAUCAAUAUUUCUAUCUGAAUGUUCUAUCUCAGCAUAUGUACAUCCUUUAAAGCUCUUGUUCGUAAUGGUGGAUAACACAAUAGACAGCAUGUUAAUUACAUUAAUGAUGAUUUCAAUACAGUAUUUGAUCUAGUGUAACUGUGAUGCACUUGGUAGGUUGACUUGUACAGUAUUUUCCUCUGUGUCAGUCGCUUCUUGCCGACAUCUGUUAUGGGGCUGUCUUACACCUUAUUUGUCUGGAAAAAUAUCUGACUGUGCAAGAAAUGUUUUGUAUUGACCUUAAUCAAAAUAAAUCCAUGAACAAAAACAAA
Haliotis rufescens (red abalone) is the source of this 2773-nucleotide messenger RNA. Its product is annotated as nose resistant to fluoxetine protein 6-like. Gene Ontology annotation, molecular function: acyltransferase activity, transferring groups other than amino-acyl groups. Lineage: Eukaryota; Metazoa; Mollusca; Gastropoda; Lepetellida; Haliotidae. The transcript has 15 exons. The record is from RefSeq and is a predicted model, not a curated record. The coding region runs from base 97 to 2322 and encodes 741 amino acids.